AGGCUCUUGCAGGGAAGGUUGGCUGGAUGGACAGAGCCUCGGAUAAAUCCCUGCUAAUCGCACUUCCUAGCUGCCCCCCCGCUCCGCGCCGCAGACACCGCUCCUCCUGCACCAAGUUCGGUGGCUUGGGUGAAGGUGUAGAAGGUUUGGCCUGAGAGAGCGAUAAUCCUUGCCAGCGGUCACAGUUCCUUGCUGAUCUUCUUUAUAAAUAGGAUAUAAGUGGUCUGCAAAGGAGAAAUCGGAAAAUAUACUCCAACCCCUUGGCCCAGAAGCUCACGAGUUCUGGUGAAGCAGAGUGGGGCAUCCCCAGAAAACCGAGUUAGUGAGAGACAUGUGAAGGACUGUAAGGUGGCCGUGAGCUCCUGUGUGUGCUGUCCACAAAGCUGGGCUGAUUCACUGACACUUGUUUUGGAGUGGAGUGAUACUCCCCCUUCACCUAGCUAUGAUGUCUGUUGAAGGAUCGACGAUAACAAGCAGGAUAAAAAACCUGCUUCGCUCUCCGUCCAUUAAACUGAGAAGGAGCAAGCCGAGGAACAAGCGAGAGGACAUCAGCAAUAAGGUGACUUUGGAGAAAGUGUUAGGAAUAACUGUGUCCGGAGGCAGAGGAUUAGCUUGCGACCCCAGGACCGGCCUUGUCGCAUAUCCAGCAGGGUGUGUCGUUGUGCUCUUCAACCCUAGGAAAAAUAAGCAACAUCACAUUGUAAACAGCUCCAGGAAGACGAUCACAGCUCUUGCUUUCUCCCCUGAUGGAAAGUACUUGGUUACUGGAGAGAGUGGGCACAUGCCAGCCGUUCGCGUGUGGGACGUGGCUGAACGCACCCAGGUGGCGGAGCUCCAAGAACACAAAUAUGGCGUGGCCUGUGUGGCAUUCUCCCCCAGCUCCAAGUACAUUGUUUCAGUGGGGUACCAGCAUGACAUGAUUGUCAACGUGUGGUCAUGGAAGAAAAACAUUGUGGUGGCAGCCAACAAGGUGUCCAGCAAAGUGACAGCAGUGUCAUUUUCAGAGGAUUGCAGUUACUUCGUCACAGCUGGCAACCGCCACAUCAAGUUCUGGUACCUGGAUGACAGCAAAACCUCCAAGGUGAAUGCCACCGUCCCCUUGCUAGGGCGCUCCGGUUUGCUGGGGGAACUGAGGAACAAUUUCUUCACAGAUGUUGCCUGUGGACGGGGUAAAAAAGCAGACAGCACUUUCUGCAUCACCUCUUCUGGCCUCCUGUGUGAAUUCAAUGAAAAGAGGCUGCUGGACAAGUGGGUAGAGCUGAGGAACACAGACAGCUUCACAACAACUGUGGCGAACUGCAUCUCUGUGAACCACGACUACAUCUUCUGUGGUUGCGCUGAUGGUACGGUGCGGAUUUUUAACCCUUUGAACCUGCACUUUGUCACUACGUUGCCGAAGCCACACUUCCUGGGAAUGGACAUUGCCAGCGUCACUGAAGCCAGCCGUCUCUUCUCUGGUGUGGCGGAUGCCAAGUAUCCAGAUACAAUUGCCUUGACCUUUGACCCUACCAACCAGUGGCUAUCAUGCGUAUACAAUGACCACAGCCUGUAUGUGUGGGAUGUCAAGGACCCGAAGAAAGUGGGCAAGGUUUACUCAGCUUUAUACCACUCCUCCUGCGUGUGGAGUGUUGAGGUGUAUCCUGAAGUGAAGGAUAGCAACCAGUCAUGCCUGCCCCCAACCUCGUUCUUCACCUGCUCUUCUGACAACACCAUCCGGCUCUGGAACACAGAGAGCUCCAACAUCCACGGCACAGUUCUGCACCAGAACAUCCUCAGCCAUGACCUGAUGAAAAUCAUCUAUGUGGAUGGCAACACGCAGGCUCUGCUGGACACCGAUUACAACUCUGGUGGGAACACAGACAAGGCUGACGCCCAGGCCUUGGAUACAAAGGUGGGGAUUCGCACACUUUGUGUGAGCCCCAAUGGAGAGCACCUGGCCUCAGGCGACAGGAUAGGCACUCUGAGGAUCCAUGAGUUGCAGUCCUUAAGGGAAAUGCUGAAGGUGGAAGCCCAUGACUCGGAGAUCCUCUGCCUGGAGUACUCUAAAUCUGACACGGGGUUGAAGCUCUUGGCAUCAGCCAGUCGGGACAGACUGAUCCAUGUAUUGGAUGCUGGGAAGGAGUACAGCCUGCAGCAGACUCUAGAUGAGCACUCAUCUUCCAUUACAGCUGUGAAGUUUGCAGCCAACGAUGGGAAGGUGCGAAUGAUCAGCUGUGGAGCGGACAAGAGUGUCUAUUUCCGCACUGCACAGAAGACAGGUGAGGGGGUCCGGUUUACCCGGACACACCAUGUCGUUAGGAAGACCACUUUGUAUGACAUGGAUGUGGACCCCAGCUGGAAAUAUGCUGCCAUUGGCUGUCAAGACCGUAACAUUAGGAUUUUCAACAUAAGCAGUGGGAAGCAGAAGAAGCUAUACAAGGGAUCCCAAGGUGAAGAUGGCACCCUUAUUAAAGUGCAGACUGAUCCCUCCGGUCUCUACAUUGCAACCAGCUGCUCUGACAAGAACCUCUCCAUCUUUGAUUUCUACUCUGGCGAGUGUGUGGCUACAAUGUAUGGUCACUCUGAGAUUGUAACUGGGAUGAAGUUCAGUAAUGACUGCAAACACCUGAUCUCUGUCUCUGGUGACAGCUGUAUCUUUAUUUGGCGCCUAAGUUCGGAGAUGACCAUCAGCAUGCGACAGCGACUAGCUGACAUGAAGCAAAGAGGGAAGCAGGUGGAGAAAUCGCCACCACAUAAAACAGCUGGACUCGUCAGGCACGAAUCCAUCUCCGUCCUAUCCCCGGUGCCCGUGCUUUCAUCAGACAGCGACAAAGAUGGUGAAGAUGAAGGGAAUGAUGAAGACGAGUUAAAUGGGCUGCAAUCUUUCCAAAUUCAAUCCACCUGCAACACUGAGAGAGACUUGGGUAUAAAUGGGAAAGACCCAGACCUUUCUCUCUCCAGAAGCCUCUCCCAUUGGGAAAUGAGGAGGGCGAAAGAGGAUGCAGAGAUCCAGCGUUCAGAGACUGCAGUGAACAAGAUGCCCCGGCAGCGGGGCCGCUGGUCCCAGCCAAGCAGCAACAUAGAAAUGACAGUUAAAUCCAUGCUUGACUUGCGCCAGCUGGAGUCUUUCUCAGUCUCUCGAUCCCCCAGCCGAGACUCACUGUCCCAGACCAGCAAUGGGGAUGACAGAGAAGAGCAUGCGGAUCUCUCUCUGCACAUUGGCAAGGUUGGAGACUCCCUAGCUCCUCAGGAGAGCCGGCCUUGCAUCCGACCCCAAAUGAUUCGGCUUGUGUCCUGUGAAGAGGGUGUUUUUACUCAGGAACUGGAGCCAUUUGAGAGUGAGGAAUGUGUAAUCUACCCUGAUCAAGAUGAGAUCCACCCCACAGACACUAGCAGUGAAUUCCAGGUAAAAGCACUGCUCCAUGGGAAGCUAGGUAGAAGUUACCACAUCAACGGAUGCCCUGAUAAGCACAGCCCUGACAGUGCUUGCUCUGUAGAUUAUAGUAGCAGUCGCCUCUCCAGCCCAGAUCACCCAAAUGAAGAUUCUGAGAGCACAGAGCCCCUCAGUGUGGAUGGUGCCUCAGACCUGGAGGAACAGGCAGAUGGGGAGGAUGAGGAGGAUGCAGGCACGAGCAUGGUGGAGGGGGAGGUCCCCAAGACACCAGAUCAGGAGAAGUUCCUCAAGCAGCAUUUUGAGACUCUGGCCAACAGCAGUGAAAAAGGUGGAUCAUGUAGGACUCUGGAGAAAACCGAAAAUAUCAGCAUUUCUUCUCGCUUUCUUUCCCAGUCCCCGUCUCUCAGGCGUUUGUCACGCUCCUUAUCAAAUCCGAUACUGGAUCAAAAAUCUAUUGGAGCUUCAGCCCAGUCAAAGCAGGUUUCUCCUGAUCUGCUGAAAAAUGGGAACAGCCUGAGAGUCCUGUUUCUGCUUUAUUUCUGUAGGCGUUUGUCACGCUCCUUAUCAAAUCCGAUACUGGAUCAAAAAUCUAUUGGAGCUUCAGCCCAGUCAAAGCAGGUUUCUCCUGAUCUGCUGAAAAAUGGGAACAGCCAUUGUAAUGCUACCUUGGAGAAUGACAACCUUCUGGAUGGUGUAAAUUCCUACCGGUGCAUUUACACCCAAAGAAAACGGAAGUCGGCAGUAGAGACCAAUAGGCUAACUGUGGGACCUGGAAGAGUUAUUGAACCCUUUCCAGAGGCUACGGGGAAUGCUGGGAUGAGGAAGUGCCAGUCAGUUCAUGACCUCCUUCACGAUGAUAAGAGUCCAGGAACAAUGUCCUCUACCAAGCAACGUCCUCAGACAUUAGCGGUAGUUGAGAAGGAUCCAAAACCUAAUAAUUGCAAGCAAUUGUCUGCAAGCCUGCUGAAGAUGGAUGGGUCCAACUCCCUGGUGGUCAAAGAUAGUAAGGUCACAAAACCAAAGUCCUACAUGAAUCCCACAACCAGCUUCAUGGCCAAGAUGUCACGCAGUAUCUCUGUAGGGGAAAAUCUAUGCGUUGGUGACCUUGCUGAAACACUGACUGAGGAAAGGACCAGCUCCCAGGGGUCUGAGAAGAUACAGUUAACUCCCCCCGCAGAGACUGAGAAGAAUAAGUCACCUACAAAAGAAAAUGUCCCAGGAAAGCAGGCCCUUCAGCAAGUUGUAAGCUGCUCAUCACCCAAGCCCUUCCACAGCAAGUUGGCAUCAUCAAAUCGGGCACACCUGAUCCUUGACAUCCCAAAACCAUUGCCUGACAGACCCACGUUGGCUUCUUUCUCACCCACCACCAAAUCCAAAACCCCACUCGAACCAGAGUCUCCUCAAUCUCCUGCUGGGUUCUGCAAAAAGAAAUCUUCUCUUCUUGAAGGGCGGGUCUUCAAGAGGGAGAGCCCAGCUGCUGUAUCUGUUGGACCUGCUAAAGAGAGCCCUGUGGAGAAUCCAGCAUUGAGGACAGAACGCCAGGAUGAGCAGGGGGUUACUAAUCCAAAACUGAAAGAGUUUUCAGAGGGCUUGCACCCAAGAUCUCCAGAAAGCACACUGCCCAAAUGCAGAGAGAGAUUUUCCAGCAUUGGCUGUGUGGUAGAUAGCCCGCUUGGACUUUGCCCACUAGACCCCAUCAGGCCACGGUCUCCCACAACAGUGGCCACCUCGGCACAGGACUCAGGUGUGCAUGGAUACCCAUCUCUAAUCUUCUUCCCCCUUCUGUCUUCUGUCUUUGUGAAACGCUUCACGAUUCCAUCACAUUUCUUUACGUCCAGCUUCUGGCCUGUCUCGUCUUGUCUGCACCUGUCUCGUUCCAUAAGUCACCCCCUCAACGAACGCUCCAUCAGCAUUGAGCAGUGUAAACAUGUUGUAUCUGAGCUCCAGGACAGCAUGCGCAAGGCCGUUCACCUUUACCGCUUGGUAUCAAUGGACAUGGAGUCUUCUACUGACAAAGAUAAGAUUGCUGGCCUUCUGACAGAAACAUUCUCUGUGAUGAAGAAAGAAUUGGACUCCCUGAAGGAAGGAGAAGGGCUCCAAAGGGCCAAGAAGGUGCUAGUGAAGCCACAAGAUGCAGUUGGGUCGCUGAGUGAAGGGAGUGAUGCCGGCUUGUCUAGUCCUACGCGUUUUGGGGAUGAACAGACUCUGGCUUUGCUGGAACAGUACUCAGAGUUGUUGUUACAAGCUGUGGAACGGCGCAUGGACAAAAAACUGUAAAGGGGUGGCGGUCAGCAAAAACACGUAAACUGAUAGCUACAUAGAAAGAAUCCCAAGAGGACCACCACAGUGGAAGCCUCAGACAAGUGCUGUUGCCACCCUGAUCUAUGGAGAGAGAGACCCUUUUAAACUGAUCUCCUCAGCCCCAUAGAGCAGGCAUACCCUAGUUUUUAGCAAUGUGCUGGCCACAGUUUUAAUAACUUUCCCCAGUGCUCUUCAGCUUCCAGUUUGUGAAGACAGCCUGGAAAGAAGAGUGCAGAGAAGUUGCUUGGAAGUCUCUCCAUAGCCAGAUGUUUGGCAUCUCCCAUAAGAACAAAAAAUAAAUUGUUUGCCCAAGAAGGUCUGAACUGAACAAAAGGCGCUUGGAUGAAGCCAAUCCCUCCUUCCCCCGGGCUUCAUCAGAAUCCAAAGGCAGACUUUAAAUGUUCUAUUUAUUAAUUUAUUUUUAAAAAACUUUUGCUCUAAUCUUUUCACAAAUCUUUGGUGGCCAUUUCCUUCCCUUCUCAAACACAACCAUUUUUUUUUCUCUUUUGCUGUAUCCCAGCGAGACACAAUCUCUGUAUUAUAAUAACCCCCAAGAGCUGAGGCAGGCUGGAGUGGCUUUGCAAUUACUAACUAGGUCUUUUCUGCUGCAGCCUGUCUUGCUGAUCUUCCUUUUCCCAGCCCUGGUUUGUUUCCUGCAGUAAUCUUGCUUUUGUGAGGGGUACCUGGUUGGUUUUGCCCAUUGUGUUCAAAGGCUGUUUGGGAUAUAAUUUAUCUCCACUGAGAGGGAGAAUUUGGACCAAACUGUAGAAAUUAUAUAACAAGAAAAUAGUGGCGUUUUAAAUGAGCGUUGGUGAUUAAUCUGUGUUCUAAUACUUCAGAUUGGGUUUUCAUCAGACAUUAAAAAGAAAAGGGUUGAAAUAAUGUUGGAGAAAUGAAAAUACAGACUCAAAGUUCCCUUUAGCCAUAUUCUGAGAGUGGAAUUGGAUACUGAUCUCUUGAUGUUAGUGAGACUGUGGUGAGGGGCAUGGGUUGGCUGUUGAAAGCUUUUCUUGUGAGACGUUAAGUGGGAAGCAUGACCUCCAUCUCUCUGGGUGAAGCCCUUAAUCCGUGUGGUCACCCAUGCAACUGCUGCUCUCUCCCAAUUUGAUGCUUUCAUUGUCCUGGUCAGGAAAGUCAGUAAAUAGCUUCCAGUUGCUCUACAAGGAAAACAGAUUUUCUUAAUAUCCCCAAGGAGCAGAGAAUAACUUACCUUUUCUAAAGGACUCAGAAAAUGAUCGCUCAGCAGAGCUGAGCUGCCAGCAUUGGAUACUAUGGAAUGUAAUUAUCAUCCUUCCCCUACCCUUCUAUGGGUCUCUUGAUGAAGAAAUAGAAAAUCUUUCCCCUGUGAAAUUCUAUGUGCAAUAGCCUUCUUGCCUUAUAAGACGUCUCAAAGCUGGUAGUAAUAGGGUUUAUCGUCAUGACUUACAAGUAUCCAAAGUUGCUAUUGGUCAGUAUCAGAAAGCUAGUAAAAUAGGAUGUAAUAUAGGUGGAUCCAUAUCAAAGCAAGUGGCUACCCAGAGAAGAUAUUUCAUUUUCUUUCUCUGCCUUCAGUCUUCCUCUUAAAAACCAGAGAGAGCAGUAUAGUCCGAGCAUGUAAAACUCUAGUUCAGCAACCAAGCUUCAGUUAGUCUAGCAUUGGAUGUAAAUGUUGGCUGCAUCAGCAAAAGUCCUUUAAAGCUGGUAGCUGGUCUGAGGCAAGUUGUCCAUCAUUUUGGUCUUGUAGCUCUCUGGGAUGGGGCUUUUCUUUGCUGCACUUCGGAAUUAGGGACCUGCAGUGCAGUCUUUGCCCUAGGGCUAGUUGACCCAUCUUUUCAUGGCACUCCAGGACUGAAGGAUCUAUGGUGCAGCCUUUACAGGCCAUCUGGUCGGGAGCCAGCUGGCCCCUCUGUUUGCUGCAUUCCAGGGCCGGGGACUAGAACCAUGGUCUGGGCAGUGCUUAGGGCCAUUUCUCUGCUUGCUGGCUGGCGAUUGUUUGCUGAGCUACAGAACUGACAACUUGAGGUGCAGAAAGCCUGUUCAGAGCCAUUCAGCUGGUUCUUUCCAUCAUGUGAAUCUGUCCAAACAUUUCAGGUGUCCUCUCUGACCUCUGGUUCAGAAGAGUUGUACUGUUCUUCAACGGUUAGACCUCAGAUUGCGAUCUUGCUAGUCCCCUCCCACUAUUGCACUGUGCUGAAUUGAAUGGUGAGCUGGAAUUCUGUGGUCAGCAUCUAUGGCAAAUGGAAAGGAGCGGAUUGCAUAGGCGGAAAAAAAUAAAUGGGAGGGAGGGAGUAGAGAUGCUCACAAAUGGAAUGUGAGAGCAAUCUCUUGGUUCUCUGAUGGGUAUAGUCUGGGUCAGGCUGAAUCUGGGUCAUCCAGCUGUUAUCUCUUCACUUUCAGACUGUGAAAACUUAUGUUCCAGUCCACAGGAGAUUUCUUCCUGGUACUGGGACACAGACACUCAGGAAAAAUAGCAGUACCUUCAACCCACACAACUUCUGGUACAGGAAAUAGUGGCUUGAGGGUUCUUUAAAUUCCUUUCCUUGUAGAUUUUGAUUCCAUUUUAUUUUUAUUUGUAUUUAAAGUAUGAAGUGGUGACAUGGGAUUGGAAAGGAUGCCUGAGAAAGGGUGGCUAUAAUGAAGAGACUAUGCCCCAAAGCCAUUCCUGUUAGAUACAGUAAUCCUGUCCAUUGUGUAUCUUGGACUGGUAUAUCUGAAAAUCAACAGCUAUCAGGAUUCACAGUAUUGUCAGAUAGGACUCCCUUGGAUAAUUUCAAAGGGAGUGAGUUUAAAAAAAAACAAAGAUUUUUGUGACUGCUGAAUGUGGAUAUUCCUUGGACUGUGGGUGUAGGUGGGAAAAGAGCAAACAAGGGGCAAGUGUCUGAUUAGAAUUGUAGUGGGGCAGGCUCAAGCAAGUAGAUUAGGAGGGGAAUCUGUGGCGUGUGUGAUUUUAAAAUAAUUAGGAAACAGAGUCAGAGCUUCCAGAAGAAUAGUGUUGGAAAUAGAAAGUCUUGGCUUCAAGACGAUAGGUUGCCAAUAGAGGGCUUGAAGGAGCUAUGAAAGAUGUAGAUCAGCAGAGGCAGGGCUUUAGGGAAGUAGAACCAGGACUGAGUUUAGUGGUGUGAAUUAAAGAAUAGAUUUGGUAGUUGUUUUAUUUAAUGUCUUUUUAUUAAGCCCCUUUUUUCCCACCUGCUCCCAUCUAAACAGUUGUUUCCUAGAAGGUGUGGGAAGGCUAAGUGUCUAAUCUCAACUGUUUACCUAAGGUUUAGCAUUGAAAGGAGUUUGUGCAGCUAAAAACCUAUAAAUCAAGCUGAUAUCCCCAAGUUUAGUGGUGAGAAGAGGUGAAGGGAGAAAGUGUUGCAGAGAGAACUUGAUUCCAUUGAUAUAUAUGGCAAUUUCCUUGUGAUUUCCCAUUGAUAGCAGUAGGAAGUGUGCUGAAAAACUCCAGUUUUGAGAGCAAAGGGAGCAUAAAUGUCUGUAACAAGACAGCGUAGUUGGUGGCUGCAGGCUGCACAGCUUACAUUUGACCUGCCUGUUCAGCAAAUGUCUUCAUUGUAGUUUAUUCCAUAGUCUGGGGCAGAACUCCUGAACGAUGAUUGGUAGCUGGGAAGUGAAGAGAUUGUGGGAGGAGGCAGUAUUGGAGCCCAGAUCCCUUAUUGGUUGUGCACGUGUGUGGACAGAUGUAACAUAUUAAAGGAAAUUGUUUAGCGAAAUCUUGGAAUUUGGACCUACCACUCUGUGCUCUUUGUGUAAACACCAUCCCUUCUACCAGAACAUUCUGAAAUGACAAUAGUUUUCUUCUCAUCUUGGUGUAGCUUGUGUUACUGUUCCUGAGGGAGCCCUUAGAGCCAUAAAUGAAGACCCGUGAACACACUGGUGCAGUGGAAAGUACUUGAAUCUGAAAAGAGAGACAACUCUUUGCAUUUUAAUCCCUCUAACGCCAAUUCACAUUUUUUGCCAAACAUGGAAACGCACAGGUGGUGCUCUUACAUGAGCCUGCAUUUCUUUCAUUUUUCUCUCUCAGGUAAUCUCCUUCCUAAGGAAUCUCCCAAGUAAUGUUUGGAGAGGGUCUUUUAGCACUCUCCUCGCUCGGCUGAUCUCAUUGAAUCUCUGAGGAAGCAGUACAUUUCUCCAAAGGAGUUGAAACACAUGAACUUUAAAUUUUAAAGUACAUUUUUAAAGAAAAUCAGAAGUAGAGGUAUUUAAAUACUGUUGGUAUACUCAUGCAUUUGUAAGUUUUUCCACUUGGAAUGCAGUAUCCAUGAUAUUAAAUGAUAAAAUCCUCAUCUAGAAAAAGGAAAAAAACAUAUACACAGGACUUGCAGCCCUUGAGUGCUGUUGAGCAGAUGGUUCCUUCUGUAGAUAUGACUAGAAUGUCCAGAGUUUCGGAUUGCUUGCUGUAAAUAAUAUACAGGAUUGGACUGCAUAUUCAUGUGGGUAACCUGCUGUAAUGCAUGGACAGAGAUGCAUGGGGCAGCAACUAUAGGAAUAAGCCAUGUCCACUCUGCAUGUCUUAGUUAUGCCAUAGGCACCAGACAAACAAAUCUUUACCCGUGUUUUACAACACUACCUUUUUUCUCCACCAUUUUAAAAAUACAAAAACAAAUAAAAAUAAACCUUUAUUUAUGAACGUGUGUUUUUUAUACUUUGACUUUAGGUAAAAACAAAUCUUUAAAAUGUUUUUUUUAAUUAUUUGGGGGGAAAAAGUGUUUUAUGUUUGUGGGUUUUUUGUUUUUUUUGCACUGUGAGGCACCCUUCUGGGGGUGUUUUUAACUCUGUAUUCAUUUGUACUCUGUGUCUUAAACAGUUUCAAUAAAAAUGUGAUCAUUUGUUACAAA
Messenger RNA from Pelodiscus sinensis (Chinese soft-shelled turtle), 10488 nucleotides. The record is from RefSeq and is a predicted model, not a curated record. NCBI's taxonomy places the organism in Eukaryota, Metazoa, Chordata, Testudines, Trionychidae.